Aspergillus steynii IBT 23096 is the source of this 1310-nucleotide messenger RNA. RefSeq names its product TatD family hydrolase. Gene Ontology annotation, molecular function: hydrolase activity, acting on ester bonds. The transcript has a single exon. The record is from RefSeq and is a predicted model, not a curated record. The coding region runs from base 34 to 1227 and encodes 397 amino acids. Lineage: Eukaryota; Fungi; Ascomycota; Eurotiomycetes; Eurotiales; Aspergillaceae.
GCCGAAUUUCAUCAACAAAACUUGCCCAAGGACAUGGCACAUACGGAGAGUGAACAUGGGGGUGAAUUUCCCUGGGAGAUCGGGGUUUUCGAUGCCCAUUGCCAUCCGACCGACACAAUGUCGUCGAUUGCUGAGAUCCCUCGAAUGAAAGCCACCACUCUCACGGUCAUGGCCACGCGUGGUGAGGACCAGGAUUUGGUGCUACAGACUGCUGCAACUCUCUCGGAUAGGCAAACAGCUAUCAAUGGCUCCGACACUGGACGUGUCCUGCCUUGCUUCGGCUGGCACCCGUGGUUUUCGCAUCAAAUCAUCGACGAUACUCCCGAAUCCUCCGAUCCCGCUAUACCCUCGGAAUCCGAAAGAAAGAAGGCGCAUUAUCGCAAGGUGCUUACUCCAUCGCCGGAUGACGAAUUCAUCUCAACCCUUCCGGAGCCAAAACCGUUAUCUCAGCUCAUCUCGGAAACACGAUCCCGUUUGACAGGGCACCCCCUGGCACUUGUCGGUGAAGUUGGUCUGGACCGGGCUUUUAGACUGCCCAACUCUUGGAAGCCUCAAGAUAUUGAGAAUCGCGAUGCGGGAAUGACCCCAGGAUCCCGUGAGGGUCGCAGGUUGUCUCCUCAUCGAGUACAGCCGGAGCAUCAAAAGGCCAUUCUGAAGGCGCAGCUUGAACUAGCCGGAGAGCUUCGACGACCCGUCUCUGUCCACAGUGUUCAGGCGCACGGGGCCGUAUUCGAUCUUUUCAAAACCCUGUGGGCUGGUCAUGAACGGAAGCUGCAGUCGCGACGAGAGAGGCAACGACGCCGCAGUGUCGCUGACGCACACGCGGAUAGCGAGACGGAGGAAGAGGCGAAACAAGCAUCACCCCAGCCAGAACCCUCUCUUCCAUUUCCCCCACGGAUCUGUAUGCAUUCGUAUUCCGGGCCAGUGGAUCCCGUCAAGCAAUUUUUACAUGCGUCCAACCCAUCGGAUGUUUAUUUCUCCUUUUCCACCGUGAUCAAUUUCAGCGGACCCUCGGCCCAGAAAGUUAUAGAUGUCAUCAAAGCCCUGCCGGACGACCGAAUUCUGAUAGAAAGUGACUUGCAUACUGCCGGACCUCAGAUGGAUGAUCUCCUGGAGCAAGUGGCACGACAGAUCUGCGAGUUGCGUGGAUGGACGUUACGGCAGGGGGUGCAGCAGUUGGCGGACAAUUGGAGGCGAUUUGUGUACGGUGAGGCGUGCCAUGCAUAGGACUAUUAUAUACCUACCUACCUAGUAUAUACCUACCUAGUAUAUACCUACUCUUGUAUAUAGUGCAAUGAUAUGCAAUCGUG